UUUCAAUUAUUUAUUCUUGCAGAGGUUGUUGUCAGCCCUCCAUUCGUGUUUCUUCCAGUGGUUAAAAGUUCACUGCGACCAGAUUUCCAUGUAGCAGCCCAAAAUUGUUGGGUAAAGAAAGGGGGUGCUUACACCGGUGAGAUUAGUGCUGAGAUGCUCGUCAAUUUGGACAUUCCUUGGGUGAUUCUGGGUCACUCAGAGAGGAGGGCUUUGUUAAGCGAAUCAAACGAGUUCGUUGGAGAGAAAGUUGCAUAUGCUCUUUCCAAAGGUCUGAAGGUCAUUGCUUGUAUUGGUGAGACUCUUGAGCAGAGAGAAGCAGGAUCAACUAUGGAUGUUGUUGCUGCACAAACAAAGGCUAUUGCUGCACGGAUUUCCGAUUGGACUAAUGUUGUUUUGGCUUAUGAACCUGUUUGGGCUAUUGGAACGGGGAAGGUUGCAACUCCUGCUCAGGCUCAGGAAGUACAUGCUGAACUGAGGAAAUGGCUUCAUGCGAAUGUUAGCCCUGAAGUUGCUGCUUCAACCAGGAUUAUCUAUGGAGGUUCCGUGAAUGGUGCCAACUGCAAGGAAUUGGCUGCAAAUCCUGAUGUUGAUGGCUUUUUAGUUGGUGGUGCUUCUCUCAAGCCUGAAUUCAUCGACAUUAUCAAGUCUGCCGAGGUGAAGAAAAGUGCUUGAGUUCAGUAUCACUCGUGUGGUGAAUUUUUUGAGGCUUUUGCAAGGGGAGUUAUAAUAACCUCUAUCCGGGCUUUACCUGGAUUAACUUGUGCAUUUAUACUUUCGACUGCACUGAAGUUGCCUUUGUUGUUUAAAUAAAUAUACGCUAAAUCGUAUCUACUCGUAAAUUGUGAGUAUUUUCUUGAUAAAAGGAUCCAUAAGUAUCUAUUUGGAACUUCGCUUAGAUGUGUGUCGAACCCUUUGAUGGAAAGAUUUGCCUGCACUGCUAUUGGAUAUUUGAAAUAAACACAAAAACAAGGCAGUCUUUCUAGAGAUGAA
Molecule: messenger RNA, 990 nt
Organism: Olea europaea var. sylvestris
Lineage: Eukaryota; Viridiplantae; Streptophyta; Magnoliopsida; Lamiales; Oleaceae
Product: triosephosphate isomerase, cytosolic-like
Exons: 7
Biological process (GO): glycerol catabolic process; glycolytic process; gluconeogenesis
Cellular component (GO): cytosol
Molecular function (GO): triose-phosphate isomerase activity
Source: RefSeq, a predicted model, not a curated record